Pseudo-nitzschia multistriata is the source of this 2093-nucleotide messenger RNA. The record is from the annotation of a GenBank genome assembly. Lineage: Eukaryota; Bacillariophyta; Bacillariophyceae; Bacillariales; Bacillariaceae.
GAUAAAAUUCAGCGGAAGUCUUCCCAGGAUCCAAAAGCACACUAGCAGCACCAAUAUUUGAACAAAAAAUCUCAGGUUAGGUUUGUUGUCUAGUACACAAGGAGACGAUGACGGGAAUAUGGAGAUUGAACCUGCCGUUCGGGCUUCUUUUAUCAUUAUGGUGCAUGACUCUCCGUCCGUCGCAGGCCUUUCUUUCGACCAAGGGGCUGACCGAAAGGAAAAUAAGCACACUGGACAAGAAAGAGAAUCCGUCGUUCGGUAGCAUCUACCGUUCCUCACCGCCUCUCAGGGUGUACAACGACGACGAAGAAAGGGAACAGAUCGAAGAAGCCCGCCUCCGCAUCUGGAACAACCGCAGGGGGGAGGUCCGUUCCAUGCUCAAGGGUGCGGAGUCUCUCCGAAACUUUCGCCUGGCGAACGGAUUCACCCCCGAGCUCGACGAGGACGGAAACCCCACCAAGGCCGACGGAAAAACCGCCGUGACGCUGACCGCCUUUGCCGUAGCGGCUGGGGCCAUCGUCCUGAGGGUCGGCGGCCGGGCCGCCCUGGUCAGCGCGGUGGGCCUCGACUUUGUCAACGACAAUCCCGAGAUGCAGGAACAGAUCAACCAGGUCCUGCAGUACGCCGAGAGCGUCGAUCCGGUUCUCAAGACGGGAUUGUUCUGGCUCGGAUGGACCUUUGUUAAAACCCUGUGCUUCGACGCCGGCGGCAUCGUCCUCGCCUUUGCCUCUGGAAUACUGUUUGGUGGUGUCUUGCAGGGUGCGAUCAUGAGCGCACUGGGGGCCACCAUCGGAUCGUCGGUGGCGUUUGCAUUGUAAGUGGGUCGGGCAGUUGUUUGACGUGGUGGUUCUGUCGCGUGUUGUGCCCGAUGUCCGUGGCGUAUGGGGGUUCGCAUGCGAGCGUUUUUGUCAAUUUCACUUGCUUACACGAUUUUGUCUCGUUGAUUGAAAGGGCAAAAGCCGACACACCGGUUCGCGAGAAGGCAAUUGAAAUCGUCGAAGAAAAUCCGUCGCUUCGGGGGCUUGAAAAAGUGGUGGCCGACGAAGGCCUCAAGGCGGUUUUGACCUUUCGAUUGGCUCCGGUCCUGCCGAUUCCGCUGGGAAUGUACAACUAUGUAUACGGAAUCACCAACGUGAGGUUUGUGGAUUUUGCCGGCGGAAUCUUUUUGGGGUCGCUCAAGCCCUACUUUCUGGACAGCUACCUGGGAUAUGUUGGAAAAUCGUUGGUGGACGGAUCGGCCAGCGAGGGCGGUUUGCAGGACUAUGUUUUGAUCGGAGUUCUCGGUUUAAGCGUGUUGAUCGGGGUCUUCGCCUCGCAGUUGGCCUCGGAAACAUGGGAGGCCAUCCAGAAAGAGGAAGAAGCGGAGGACCGGGAAAACAAGCUGAAGGAAACGGGCGGCGAAGACGAGGACGACGACGGCGUCACCACCGAGGUCUUUGGAUUUGAGCUCCCCCAGUGGAUGGUGGGUUUUCAGUACGGUCUCCAGGACGCCGAUGAGCGCAUGAAUCGGCUGGUCCUCCAGGAAUACGACGCAAAAGUCUGGAACUGCACCGAGGACUCGUCGUUUUUCGGAAUCGAGGUCUCCAAGAAGAACCUCCCCGACAACAAGAACCCGGCGCUCGUCGACCCGGCCAGCCCCGAGAUCACGGAUCGGUACGAGGGAGUCGACUUUGGCGCAACCACCUGCGACGGCUUGGUCCUGAGCCCCAUUUUGUUCUCKUACUUUUUGAAGAUCCAGGAUCCCCUCUUCGACGAACGGUCCCUCCGGGAGGAGGACUGGGACCGAGGGUCCGGAGCGACAGCGGAAACUACCGCAGCACAACCGCUGGCGUCCACGGACGCCCCACCGGUGGCACAGACCAGUGCCGUGGAUGUGGCGGCGGAGGACGUGCGCAGCGGGAGCGGGCCGUCCCCGGAAUUCGUCGAGGGGAUCUUCCUGAACCAGUUGCAAGCGCUGAAGGACGAAACCCAGCAGCGCAUCGACGAAACGAACCGAAAACUAUCGGAAAUGAGCGACGAGUGAGUGCGAGUGCGAAGAUCGAUCCGGCACCCUGCAAUGACAAGAUACUAGACAAUACAAWGCACAAUAGAUC